AUGAGAAGUCCCAUAUGCUUGCCAUCUUCAUCUACCCCACCCACCCCCCCUCUCCUAUUCCCUCAUCUCCCCUCACCCGCUCCUCCCCGCACGCGCACCUCCCCUCAUCAGCACCUCCCCUCACGCGCGCCUUCCCCCACCCGCAUCUUCCCCCACCCGCAUCUUCCCCCACCCGCAUCUUCCCCCACCCGCAUCUUCCCCCACCUGCAUCUUCCCCCACCCGCAUCUCCCCUCACCUCCCCGCGCCAGGUGGUGCGAGCCAUAGCUCUACCGGAGAGCUCCUCUCAGCGGUACACGGGCAGUCAAUCAGUCACUCAGUCAUUGCGGGCUAAACCCUUCACAUUUCUCUCUUUUUUAUCUCCUCUCUUCUCUCCCUCCCAGGUGGUGCGAGCCAUAGCUCUACCAGAGAGCUCCUCGCAGCUCUACACUGGCAGUCAGGACGGGACCAUCCGAGUGUGGGACUGCACCACGGGGCAGUGCGUGAGUGUGGCGAGCAUGGGAGGGGACGUGGGUGCGCUCAUCACCAACUCUGGAUGGCUCUUUGUCGGCCUGCCUAACCUCGUCAAGACGUGGGUGCUGGCGAGUGGGGUGCAGGGAGACUUGCCAGGCCCUACAGGGUCGGUGCACCAGCUGCUGCUGCACAACGGCAUGCUCUUUGCCGCCUGCUCUGACGGCAAGAUCCUGUGUUGGAAGUUCAACCCUGCUUCCCAGCAGUUUGAGCCAGUGGCGUCACUCACGGGCCACACAGCUGCUGUGGUGUGCCUUGAAGCCACUGCCACGCACCUGUUCUCGGGAUCCAUGGACAAGAGCAUCAGAAUAUGGGACCUGAGCACGGGGGCGUGUGUGCACAUAGUGCCGGCUCACGACCAUGUGGUGAUGGCGCUGGUGGUCUGGCAAACGCACCUGCUCUCCUGCUCGCUGGAUGGCACAGUCAAGGUGUGGGCGCCGUCAGCAGCAGGAGGGGGCGCCAUCGACCUGGCGUUCACUCACACCGAUGCGGACGACAAGGGAGGCAGUGGGCAGACCGACAGGGAGCCUGAUGGAGCAUUGGCAAUGAAAGUGAGCACGGAUCUAGCGGGCAACCAGGUGCUCAUGGUGGCAUACAGUGACAAUUCUGUCCGCCUCUAUGACCUCCCAUCGUUCACAGAGAGGGGGGCGCUGUUCACAGUGCAGGAGGUGCGGUCGCUGUGUGUGGGGCCCAGCGGUCUCAUGUUCACCGGGGACAGUGCAGGCACGGUCAAGGUGUGGCGGUGGACUCACGGUUUCAUGUUCACAGGCGACAGUGCAGGCACGGUCAAAGUGUGGCGGUGGACGCAGUAA
Closterium sp. Yama58-4 is the source of this 1320-nucleotide messenger RNA. NCBI's taxonomy places the organism in Eukaryota, Viridiplantae, Streptophyta, Zygnematophyceae, Desmidiales, Closteriaceae. The record is from the annotation of a GenBank genome assembly.